Molecule: messenger RNA, 2628 nt
Organism: Trichoderma asperellum CBS 433.97
Lineage: Eukaryota; Fungi; Ascomycota; Sordariomycetes; Hypocreales; Hypocreaceae
Cellular component (GO): plasma membrane
Molecular function (GO): calcium-activated cation channel activity
Source: RefSeq, a predicted model, not a curated record
AUGCUCGGGGACAAUAAGAACGACACGUGCGACGGCGAGGAUUACAUCCGGCCGGCGUCCAAGACGGAGCGCGAUCUCGAGGUGCAGCUGGUCCUGUCCUUGAUUCUGGGCAUUGGGGCCUUUAUCGCAUUCUGUAUUCUGCGCCCGCGAUGGCCGACUCUCUACGCCGCGCGCAAGAGGCGCCUUGAUCCCACGAUUGGCCUGCCGCCGCUGACCGACUCUUUUUUUGGAUGGAUCCCCAGGCUGUACAAGGUGACGGAGGAGCAGAUUCUGGCGUCGGCUGGACUCGAUGCGUUUGUGUUCUUGACCUUCUUCAAAAUGGCCACCCGCAUCUUUGCCAUCAUGACCUUCUUCGCCUUCGUCGUGCUGUGGCCAAUCAACUACAGCUACCGCAACUUCCAGCCUUUGCUGGGGGGAAACCACACGACUGGUGACGACCCCGACGACUGGGACGACCUAUAUCGGCCCAUUGGCCUGCCUUUGGGCUCUGUUGCGAUGGGCUUGGAAGACAAGAUAGAGAAAGACAAGAGCCGGGAGAGGACGUUUUUAUGGGCCUACGUCUUUUUCACGUACUUCUUUGUGGCGCUGACAAUCUACUUUAUUAAUAAAGAGACGUUUCGCAUCAUUGGGUACAGGCAAGACUACCUGGGAUCGCAGUCGACCCUCACGGACCGAACAUUUCGCCUUACGGGCGUCCCCACUGAUUUCAGAACUGAAGCGCGCAUUAGAGCCGUCAUUGAGAAGCUACGCAUUGGCACGGUCGAGACUGUGUCAAUAUGCAGAAAUUGGAAGUCGCUGGAUAAGAUCGUCGAAGAAAGACACCAGAUCCUUCAUAAGCUUGAGCUGUCCUGGGCGCGCUACCGAAAGCAGCAGCUGUAUACGGCCGCGAAUGCCCGAAAUGGCCGUACCGAUUCUCCGCGAAACAAUUCUCAUAUUAGCGAAGGCGAUGAAGAGUCUGGCGAGAAUUGGCGGCUCCUAGGCGGCGGCUCCGGCCAGGCCCACGUCUCGGAAGGCGAUCGACCCCAAGUCUCCAUCCGCUACGGAAUCUUUGGAUUGCGGAGCCGCAAGGUCGAUGCUAUUGACUACUACGAGGAGAAACUUCGAAGGAUUGACGAAAAGGUCAUUGAGGCCCGCAAGAAGGAGUACGCCACCACCGACAUGGUGCUUGUGACCAUGGACUCUGUCGCGUCAUGCCAGUUGAUCGUCCAAGCUCGAAUUGACCCCCGGCCAGGACGAUUCUUGACUAAGGCUGCGCCGUCACCCUCUGACAUUGUGUGGAAAAACACUUACGAGCCGCGUGGAGUGCGACGUAUCAAAGCAUGGACGAUUACUCUAUUCAUCACGAUUCUGACGCUUGUCUGGAUUUUCCCAACGGCGUUUCUUGCGUCUUGGCUCAGUAUAUGCACUAUCCAGAAAGUCUUGCCAUCCUUCUCCGUCUGGCUCAAGGACCACGCCAUCAUUCACUCGUUGUUUCAGAACGGUCUGCCUACAUUGGUAGUCUCGCUGCUUAACGUUGCUGUUCCCUAUCUCUACGAAUUUCUAUCAAACCGUCAAGGAAUGAUAUCCCAUGGCGAUGUGGAACUGUCGCUAAUCUCCAAGAACUUCUUCUUCACCUUCUUCAACACCUUCUUUGUCUUUGCUGUCUCAAGAACCGGUUUUGAUUUCUGGAGCGUACUUCAAGACUUUCUUAAAGACACGAGCAAGAUCCCUAGAGCGAUAGCGGCUGAUGUGGAGGACUUGUCCGUCUUCUAUAUUAAUUUCAUCAUGCUGCAAGGCAUUGGCCUGAUGCCUUUUCGAAUUCUGGAAGUUGGAAGCGUGUUUCUCUUCCCAAUCAAUCGCUUUCUGGCCCAGACACCGCGAGACUACGCCGCGCUUAAGAAGCCGCCCUUGUUUCAAUAUGGGUUUUAUCUGCCAACUUCUCUGCUCGUUUUUAACCUUUGCGUCAUAUACUCCGUUUUGAGAUGGGGCUUCGCUAUCCUGCUGUUUGGAACCCUGUAUUUCUCCAUCGGGUAUUUUACAUUCAAGCACAUGCUCCUCUACGCGAUGGACCAGCCGCAGCAUGCGACUGGAGGUGCCUGGCAGAUAAUAUGCUACCGUAUCGUCAUUGGACUAAUUGUCUUUGAGAUUGUCAUGGUCGGACAGAUUGCUUCACUCUCCGCCUUUGUACAGUCUGUGGCGAUCAUGCCUCUCAUCCCCUUUUCGAUUUGGUACAGCUACUAUUUCAAGAGGCGAUUUGUACCGUUGAUGAAGUACAUUGCUCUGCGAGCCAUCAAAUCUGAUGAGGGCUCCGAUGAAGACCAAGCUGUUGUGGAUGAUGAGGAGUCUGAUGACGCUAGCCCAAGUCGCUCACGAUCACGAGAAAUGCUGCGUAGAGGCAGUACGUUGGAUGAACUUAAGGAGAAGGGUUUGACGUUUACGAACCCAAGUCUUAUCGACCCUCUACAGCAAGCUUGGGUCUACACUGAUCCGCCUCCGAUCACAAUGACAGAUGAGGAGUCUGAGGAUGGCUCUGGAGAAGGGUCUGAAGACCAGCCGACCUUGGUGUUGCCUAACGCAGACAGCUCCUUGGGCAUUGGAGAAGAUAAUGUUUGGCUGAACGCAGCAGGACGAGACCGAAGUACAAGAUGA